AUUUUCUCCAAGCCAACGACUUCAACGCCGCCUUCCCACUGGCCAAACGCAGAACUUCAUUGCUGGCCAUGACCCUGUCCAGAUGAUGUCUCUGACCAUACACUGAACUGCAAUUUUGAUUAGUCCGGGCAUCAUUUCCUGCCCUUUGCCAUCAUGGCGGCCUCGGGUCUCUCUUCUCCUCGGUCGCCAUCAAUCUCGACGACGACGGCGCCGAGGCCAUUCCCUACGAAUCGCGCAUACACUGCGCCUGACAAGAUGACGGUCAACGGCCAUUUUGCGUCCGCCGGUCAGAACGGCGAGGCCAAUUUCGAGCAUGGUGUACAGGUUAUUGAUGAAGACAAAGAGUUCAACCAGGAUUUAUCCAAGUAUCUGAACUAUGCGGGUGUUUCUCAUUCUGGAUUCAACUACCACCUAAUUUCUGUCUUCGGAUCGCAGUCGACCGGCAAAUCGACCCUCCUUAAUGGCCUCUUCGGUACCGACUUCUCGGUCAUGUCGGAAGCAGAACGCCGACAGACGACCAAAGGUAUAUGGUUGUCUAAGAACAAGAGGACGCAGACAGACAUGGCGGACAAUAUCUUGGUGAUGGAUGUUGAAGGUACGGAUGGGCGAGAAAGGGGCGAGGAUCAGGAUUUCGAACGCAAGAGCUCGUUGUUCGCGUUGGCCACGAGUGAGGUCUUGAUGGUCAAUAUCUGGGAGCACCAAGUCGGGCUGUACCAGGGCGCUAAUAUGGGUCUCUUGAAAACGGUCUUCGAGGUCAACUUACAGCUGUUUUUGAAGGACAGGAAGUCGACGUCACGCAGCCUGUUAUAUUUUGUGAUUCGAGAUUUCUUGGGAACUACACCGCUACAAAACCUACGAAAUACAUUGAUGCAGGAUAUGGGCCGGAUCUGGCAGAGUCUAUCAAAACCGCAAGGCUUGGAAAAGAGCAGUAUCGACGACUAUUUUGAUUUUGCGUUCACGGCACUUCCGCACAAGCUCUACCAGCCGGAUCAGUUCAAAGCAGAGGUCGCGAAGAUGGCAACCCGUUUCCGGGAGGGACACCGAGAUCGUCGAAGAGAUGCGCUGCUGGGCGAAUUUGAGGGUGGAGUGUUUCUCCCUGAAUAUCAUCGAAGGAUUCCGGCGGAUGGCUUUUCGCAUUAUGCAGAGGGUAUCUGGGAUCAAAUAGUGAACAACAAGGAUCUCGAUCUUCCUACACAGCAGGAACUACUGGCUCAAUUCAGAUGCGACGAGAUCAUGAGAGAGGUCAUGGUGCACUUCGACGAUACUAUCACUCCUCUCGAGACCCAGCAAGCGGAUUCAGCCAAGACAGGUUCAGCAGAAAUCAUCUCCGGUCUGGGCGCCGCUAUGAGGACGGCCCGAUCUGAAGCCAUCAAGAGCUUUGAGACAGAGGCUGGCAGAUAUCACAAGGGAGUCUACCAACGGAAGCGGACAGAGCUGGAAAGCAAGACCGACGCGAGACUCAAGGCGCUCUUUGCUGGCCAACUCACCGCUGCACACAAAAAUGGCGUCCAGCAGUUUAGUGAUGCUGUUAGUGGUGCCGUCAAAGCUGGUCAGAAGAAAGGUGCUUCAUACGACUUUGCCGAGAUUGUCAAGGAGCAGAAACAAAUUGCCUUGCAGAAAUUCGAGUCAAUCGCGAAAGAAGGUAUCAUCGAAGGUUUGCCAUGGUCAAAUUACAGACAGGAAACCACUCUGUAUCAAAAAGAUCUGGACAAAGUGUCGGGUCAAUUACGACGUGACGAAAUGCGCAGGUUAGCCACCAGAGUCGAAAGAUGGGUUCGAAGCAAGCUUAACGACAGCAUUGGACUCGAGUUCAACGCACUAGGCUCCGGUCGUGGUGGCUCCGGAGCCCCGGAACAUGGCGACAAGCCAACAGAAAAGGCCAUCUGGGACCGAAUAUGGGCGCUCUUCACCUCGACAGUCCAAGAGGCAGAGAAACGCUUCGCCGACCGAGCAGCUUCAUUUGACGCUAGUGCCGAAGAAGUCGAGGUUGGACGAUGGCGGCUACGACGCAAAUCCUGGGCCGUGCUGCGCUCGAAGAUCGACGAAGAAAUGAUGGAAGGUAAUCUCUUACUUAAGCUUCGUGAGAACUUCGAGGACAAAUUCCGAUACGACGAGGCUGGCGUGCCCAGGAUAUGGCGGCCCACGGACGACAUCGAAGGCGUGUACACCCGCGCCCGAGAGAGCACGUUGACGCUGAUUCCGCUGCUUUCACGGUUUCGACAUUCUGAGUCCGGCACGCCGCCUCCACUCGAUCGUUGGAUCGGUCCUACGCCAGCGGCCGCCACGGCUGCGGACGAAGAAGAUCUGACACCGAUUGGGGGCGUCGACGAGGAGGAAGGCAAGAGUUUAGAGGAGGAAACCACCAUCCUCACCGAAGCCAAGAGGCAAGACCUGACGGUUAGGUUCAAGAAGGCUGCUGAUGGGGUCUACGUCGAGGCCAAGCGUAGUGCGAUUGGCGGCAUGACGCAGGUCCCGUUAUACUUCUACGGGCUGUUGCUGGCGCUUGGCUGGAACGAGAUCGUUGCUGUGCUUAGGAACCCGGUGUACUUCAUAUUCUUGAUCCUCCUUGCCGUCGGGGCCUACGUCACGUAUACACUGAAUUUGUGGGGUCCGAUGUUGAAGAUGACCAACGCCGCGUCACAACAGGCCAUUGAAGAGGGGAAGCGGCGGCUAAGAGACUUCUUGGAAGAGAGUCCGACGGCCAGACAAGCCAUGGCGAUGUCUGGUAGGGAGGAGUUCGAAAUGAGCAAUUACCCUAAGCCUCCUGGGACUCAAAAGGUGAAGACGGACGGGGCUGAUGACGAUGAUGACGACGAGAUAUAGGUUGAUGAUUGGGAGAGCGUGCUUGGGCUUGAAGUUGGUAUCGUUAGUCGCAUGAGUAUGGCGGGUGUGUCGUGCCGCGCAAGUGUCUGGAUCGGAUCGCGGUGAGGUACGGCGAGAGGGGUAGUUUUUGGCAGUUCCCCUAUGCGAUGGGUGUAGGCAUUGGUAUAGAUUGAAUCCUGCAUAGCUACCUACGGAUAUUCGUACUUGAAGAGACGUUGACCUCGA
Messenger RNA from Exophiala xenobiotica, 3048 nucleotides. RefSeq names its product protein SEY1. The coding region runs from base 154 to 2823 and encodes 889 amino acids. The record is from RefSeq and is a predicted model, not a curated record. Gene Ontology annotation, biological process: endoplasmic reticulum membrane fusion. The transcript is spliced from 3 exons. Gene Ontology annotation, cellular component: endoplasmic reticulum. Gene Ontology annotation, molecular function: GTPase activity; GTP binding. Lineage: Eukaryota; Fungi; Ascomycota; Eurotiomycetes; Chaetothyriales; Herpotrichiellaceae.